GUAUCGUGUGGUUGCCACCAUGGCCUCAUCUUGUGCUCUGAUGGCAGCAUCUGGGUGUGGGGCUCAUCAGAACGAGGGCAAUGUGGCUUGAAGUCUCGGGAGGUGGUGGAGUCUCCGAAGCAGAUCGAGUAUGCGGUUGGCGGGAACUCCAUCGUGAACAUGCAGAUCAAGUCCGUAGCUGCCGGAGACGUUCACUCGCUGCUGCUGAGCGCUGGGGGACGGAUCAUCGCGUUCGGAGACAACUCUUGGGGACAGCUCGGGCUGCCUGAGACGCAAGAGUCGGAGGCGCUGGAGAAGGAGCGGGGGGAACUCCUGCAAAGCCUCGCAAACAUCUCAUCUUCUGUAUCUCCGCACCACACCCUGCUGCUGUCGAAGCACGGCAGGGUGUACUCGUGCGGACUCAAUCAGUACGGGCAACUCGGACUGGCAGGGGAGGAUGCAGCUGAGAAAGUUUUCCUACCCAAGUUGAUUCGCUCCGUCAGAAACGUGAGGGUCAUCCAGGCCAGCGCAGGGCUCGAGCACUCGCUGUUCUUGACCUCCGAUCGGACUGUCUUGGGGUGUGGAAGGAACGAGGCAGGAGUGCUCGGA
Molecule: messenger RNA, 588 nt
Organism: Guillardia theta CCMP2712
Lineage: Eukaryota; Cryptophyceae; Pyrenomonadales; Geminigeraceae
Exons: 2
Source: RefSeq, a predicted model, not a curated record